AUGGGUCGACCUUACAUCACGGGGAAAGGCAAGCGCCGCAAGCAGUAUAAGCGCGUGUCAGUCGCGCAUGCGAAUCAGGACGAGGUGGUCAUCAUAAGGGGAGAAGACUAG
Phytophthora nicotianae INRA-310 is the source of this 111-nucleotide messenger RNA. RefSeq lists its product as hypothetical. The transcript is spliced from 2 exons. The record is from RefSeq and is a predicted model, not a curated record. Lineage: Eukaryota; Oomycota; Peronosporomycetes; Peronosporales; Peronosporaceae. The coding region runs from base 1 to 111 and encodes 36 amino acids.